Messenger RNA from Cuscuta campestris, 1245 nucleotides. Lineage: Eukaryota; Viridiplantae; Streptophyta; Magnoliopsida; Solanales; Convolvulaceae. The record is from the annotation of a GenBank genome assembly.
ACAUAAAAAUUUCUUGUUCAAUUCAGAAUUUAGUUCGUGGUCCCCCAAUUCUACCAAGUUUGAUCCCGAUAGAGUUAUACAUCUUCAGAAAAAACAUGAUGAAUGCAAUAAGGGAACUCAUUGGUGCUCCGCUUUCUCCACCAAAUUUAGCCCCUAAGGCUGGAGACAUGAUUGCUCAGAUGGUGGAUAACACAGCCGCACACACAGGUCCUCUUGUGGAAAAUAUAAGCGAUGAACCACAUGUCGAAGAUGACAUGAAAAGUGGGUCCAACGUCAUGAAUACCAAUAAGUCACUCAUGAUGAGGGAGGAAAUUGUUAUUCAUCCGGUAGGUAUUUCCGAUGAUGCUUUUGUUAUUGUGACUGAUCCUGUUCCUACAGACGAUGUGGAUGAGGAUGCACACCACCAAGACCGUGAGGAAGUUUUUGGGGACAAUCCAAUUGUUUAUGGAUGCAUAGAAAGCUUUGGAAUGCCUGAUGCAGAGGUUAUUGUUAUUUGUAAAUCGGGAAAGAUAGAGGAUACUACCUCUGUCUCACUCUCUUUGUCCACUUUUGACUUUUGGAACUGUUCAUCUAAGCACUUUGACUCAUCAAAUUCUCUCAAUGUGUAAGCCUAAAUAUAGUCAUGUGUGAUCUUGUUUGAUUUGUCUUAACAUAUAGAUUAUUAAUAUAUAAUUUCUAUAAUUUUUUAAUAUACAAAUUACAAGAUAAAAUGGAUUAAAGAAGUGCAUUGGAUGGUGUGCCAAAAGGUAAGUGGAUAAAGAGAGUGGGACGGAGGGAGUAUAUAGUACAAGACCGGGUCAUUAUUGUUAAUUUCUCUUAUAAAACAAUACUUGACUAUAUAAAUAUAUCUGCGCGCACUUGCAGCUAGGCCAUCACUCUCAUCAUCAUGAGCUCUCUCAUCAUGAGCUCUGGAGACUCGGGAUAAUCUUUUUUGUGCUCGGUCGUGUGGCUUUUCUAGUAAAUGGAAUAUUUUGUGCAGGUUGCCAUACGGAACCAAAAGAUGCCGGGUGUGAUGUGUGUCUUCUUUCGGUAGCAUGCAUUUUUGGCCUCGCCGCAGGAUCGUUAAUGUUUGUUGCACGAGACAUACCUGGCUCGAUUACUGGAGCUGUAUUUGCUAUCUUUCAAUGUGUUUUCGCUAGCUUUUACUCCUGGCACGCUCCAUACUCGUUAGAAUGGUGUUGCAACAGAGUGUGAUUGAUUAUUAUAUGCUCCCUCUGAUCUAUCCCAUAAAAUCUGUUAUGUUUG